UACGUACACUAGCACUAGCAGCAGCCAGCUCUAGCACGCAGUUAACUAGACACAAAGAUCGAGAUCCAAGAGCAGUAGUUAAGGAGGAAGAUGCCGCAGACGCCAUCGACCCGUUGGUGCCCGACGCCUGAGCAGCUGAUGAUCCUGGAGGAGAUGUACCGGAGCGGCGUGCGCACACCUAACGCGGCGGAGAUCCAGCAGAUCACGGCGCACCUCGCCUACUACGGCCGCAUCGAGGGAAAGAACGUCUUCUACUGGUUCCAGAACCACAAGGCCCGCGAGCGCCAGCGUCUCCGUCGCCGCCUCUGCGCCCGCCACCAGCAACCCUCCUCCCCGGCGGCUCCUCCUCCUCCUCCUCCUCCUCAUACUGGUGCUGCCGGUGGCGGAGGCAAUGCUGCUGGUGCUGGUGCGGGCGUGAACGUGAUGCACCCCGCGGUGAUGCAGCUGCACCAUCACCACCACACAUACGCUACCAGCUGCUUCAUGGCGCCUCAGGGCUACUUGGAGCAGGAAACAGCAGCAGCAGGAGCUCUUCCAGUUUCGGGGUUGGAGUUUGCAGGCAAGACAAGCCAGCAGCAGGAAUGGAUGGCGCAGGAGCAGAUGGUGAUGGAGAACAGCAACAUUAACAACAGUGUAGCAGCAGCUGGAGGCAGCUCCGCAUCGGCCGGCGGUGGUAUGAAUAAUAUGACCCCGCCGCCAUGGCCAUGCUGCCGGCCGCUCAGAACCCUAGAGCUCUUCCCUACAAAGAGCACCGGUGGCGGCCUCAGGGACGAGUGCAGCAGCUCCAAGUCCUCCUCUUGCUCCACCUCCACAAACUAGCUAGCUUGACAUGAUCUCUAGCUACUUCACUAUAUAUUAUCUCUAGCUAAAGUUACCUGUGGGUUUUCCUGGCGAUGUGUGUGUUUUUAGUUUUAUUUUAGUUUUUUUACGGACCUGCUCCCUUCUAAUACGGUGAGCAGUGUGUUGCCUGUGUUUGACUUGACGCAUUGAUGCUAAGUAUUUUGUUUCCUAAGUUGUGCCGUUGAGUUUGUAAGCCCAGCGUGUUGCUAGUUUUUGUAACAUGUAUUCUUAAGUCCACUACUUGCUAGGUUGCUUUUGGCAUUGUAGUGAAAUAAUAUAAUUAUUUAUC
This is a messenger RNA of Triticum aestivum (bread wheat), 1129 nucleotides long. RefSeq names its product WUSCHEL-related homeobox 3. NCBI's taxonomy places the organism in Eukaryota, Viridiplantae, Streptophyta, Magnoliopsida, Poales, Poaceae. Gene Ontology annotation, molecular function: DNA-binding transcription factor activity; DNA binding. The transcript is spliced from 2 exons. Bases 91 to 819 code for a protein of 242 amino acids. The record is from RefSeq and is a predicted model, not a curated record. Gene Ontology annotation, biological process: plant organ development.